GCUAGUUUAAGGUAACAUCAGGUAUGCAAAAAUAGUAAUAUAAUGGAUUAAAGAUAAAAAAAACUACAAGUAGUGAAAUGAAGAGCAGAAAAAGUAGAGAAACUAAGGUGAAAAUGGCAGAGAUUGGAGGAAGAAUGGGAGGCAAAGAAUGUGAGUAGCUGUGCCCUUUUUGGUGGUGGUGGGUUUGAUGAUCAUCAUGCACGCCGGCAGCUUUUUUAUUUUCUCUCUCCUCUAACACUCCCCCCCCCCCCCAUUUCGCACGCCUGCUCCCACUCACCCCCUUUUUUUUUUUUUUUUUAAUUUCUUCCCUAUAUUAUUAUUAUUUUAGUUUAUUUAUUUGGAAAUUAAUUAAAUGAAUUUUUUUUAAAGCUAGCUAGCUAAUCCACCUUAACAUAUGGAAAUUUUGUCAAUCUUUUUCACUUUUUUUUUUUUUAAUGUCAGACUGAUGAAUUCCCACUACUCCAUUUCUUAACAGCUGUUCCACCUCUUCUCUUCACUCAGUUUUAACAGAUUUACCUGUCUAACAAUAUAUUUACAUGAAAAUAGUUAAAUAUUUGAAAAUUUGUGUUUAAGCUUUAAUAACUGAAACUUACUAAUUAUAGUAAAAAUAACAAGAUACUUGAUUUUAAAUAAACAUGCUUCAUGGUUAAUGAGAGAUUCUAUGUGAAUAAUGUGAUUCUAUACCAAGUACAACCUCACUUAUUUUUCUAUUUGAAAAAAAAAAAAAUCUUAGACGUAACUAUUUGAUAGUCUUAAAUAUUCAACAUAUCAAGAAUCUAUACGUUAAUAUGUUCAGAUAAGUAAAAUUCAGGUAAAGAUCGAACACGUUCAGUCUUACCUCAACCUAUAGCAAAUAUAAAUUAAUAAUAAAUCAUUAAACAAAUACAAUAAACAAAAUUAAAAACAAUACGGAGUACCCUUUAGGCAUUAGGCCUUUACAUUCCCAUACUCUUCAUCGAUUAGACCAAAAGCAAAAAAGAGAUUAAAAAAAAAAUAGAGAUUCUCUUUUCCCAUUUCUCACAAAAUACCCUUUAUAUUCUCUCUCUUACUAUACUAAAUACUAAUGAUGUUGAAUGAGCUAAAAUCCAACAUCAAGAUACUCCUUUAUUUCAAAAAAGUAAAAAAACAAUUUUCUUUAUUUUUUUGUUAGAAUUAAUUUCCUAUCCACUCAGUUAAAAAGCCACCACAACACCCCAUAUUCUCUUCUGACGAUUUACACACUCACAAUAACUUGUACGAGUAGUUUUGUUUCAAUCUAAGCUAAGUUGUGUUUUAGAAGUGGGUGAGUGCGUUGAUUUUUCAUUUUUAUUAUUUUUAACCCAUUUGUUUUUAUCACCUCAUCAUAUCAUACCAUAUUAUUCAUCAUCAUCAAAUUACAUACUUGAUGGUUGGGUUAAAAUGGAUACUUUGUUUAGACUAGUCAGUUUCCAACAAACACACCCACAACCACAACAACAACAAUUAUCUUCUGAUAAUCAAUCUUCUUUCAAUAAUUCCAAUUCUAGUUCUUCCUCUAUUAUCUCUUCCAAACAUUCUACCCAUAAUAGUAACAACUAUUACCAUUUUCAUCAACAACACUAUCCUCAAGACGAAGAAUGCUUCAACUUUUUCAUGGAUGAAGAAGACUUCUCUUCUUCCUCUUCACACAAUAAACAACAACCUCAACCUCAACCUCAUACAUCAUCCUCGCCUUUUUAUCCUUCUUAUCCUUAUCAGCAGCAGCAACAUCAUCAUCAUCAGUAUCAUCAUCCUUCCGCUUCGCCUUCCACCACUACCACCACCACCUCCACCCCCACCACCACCAACACCCCUCCAACCACCCAUGGCGGUGGUACUACAACAACAACCCUUAACCUAGAGUUGUUAUCCGACCCAUCUUUUUACGUAGGUAAAUGGGCUAAUAACCUUCUACUGGAGGCAGCUCGAGCGGUGUCAGACUCUGACACCGCUCGACUCCACCAAAUACUAUGGAUGCUAAACGAACUCGGGUCCCCAUACGGGGACGUCGAGCAGAAGUUAGCAUCCUACUUCACACAAGCUCUUUUUACUCGAAUGACCGACUCUGGCGAUCGAUGCUACAACAACAUGAGAGUUGCCGCGGAUAAAUCAUUCUCGUUCGAAACAAAUCGAAAAAUGCUACUUAAGUUCCAAGAAGUUAGUCCUUGGACUACAUUCGGACACGUGGCGAGUAACGGUGCAUUGAUUGAUGCCCUAGAUGGUGAACCUAAACUCCAUAUCAUAGACAUUAGUAACACUUUUUGUACUCAAUGGCCGACUCUUCUAGAAGCUCUUGCCACACGUAUGGAUGACACGCCUCACUUGAAGCUAACCACCGUGCUCGAUAGCAACGAUGUCGGAGUACAACGUGUGAUGAAAGAAAUAGGUGUUCGAUUAGAGAAGUUUGCUAGAUUAAUGGGGGUACCCUUUAAGUUUAAGGUUAUUCAUCAUGUAGGUGAUUUGUCAACUUUAGAUUUUUCUGAUCUUGAUGUUAAGGAGGACGAGGCUUUAGCGAUAAACCUCGUAAACUCGUUACAUACGUUGAGUUUACGCCGCCGUGAUGGGUUGUUGUCGGCGUUUAAGGGGCUGAAUCCGAGGGUGGUUACGGUGGUUGAAGAGGAGGCGGAUUUUGCGGCGGAAGAAGAGGGGUUUGUACGAGGUUUUUCGGAGUGUUUAAGGUGGUUUAGGGUUUACUUUGAGGCGUUAGAGGAGAGUUUUGGUAGGACGAGUAAUGAGAAGUUGAUGUUGGAACGGGCAGCGGGCAGGGCGCUUGUGGAUUUGUUGGCUUGCCCGGAGGACACGUCAGCGGAGAGGAGAGAGAAUGCCACUAGGUGGACAGGGAGGAUGCGCGGGGUAGGGUUUGGACACGUGGCGUAUAGUGAGGAGGUUUGUGAUGAUGUAAGGGCUUUGCUUAGGAGGUAUAAAGAAGGGUGGUCGAUGGCACAGUGCUCGUCGUUGGCGUCUCCGACUGCCGGAAUAUUCUUGAAUUGGAGGGAUCAACCCGUCGUGUGGGCCAGUGCAUGGAAACCUUAGUUGUAGCUGGCACGUGCGAUCGUGCAGUUUGAAGCACGCUCGCACGUGCUUGCAAUUCUAUGUUUGUCAUGAGGUUUAUGGGUGUGAGAUUUUUAUUUAUUUUUAUUUUUUUUGUUAAAGAAGUAGGAAGUUUUUUUUUUAAAAAAAGGCAUAUUGAGAUAUUAUCGAUCAAAUUAGGUUGCAAUUUGGAUUUUGGAUAGGGUUUGACAUUGCAAAAUGGAUGAUCAUGAUCAUAACAUCUUUAAUUUGGGUCAUGGAUUUUAUUUUCUUUGGAUUUGGUUACUUUUAAUAUCAAUUUGAUCACGCUUAAUUGUGAUUAAUUUUUUUUCAAUAGAAUUUGUCUAAUAAUUUUACAGUCA
This is a messenger RNA of Chenopodium quinoa (quinoa), 3389 nucleotides long. RefSeq names its product protein SHORT-ROOT-like. NCBI's taxonomy places the organism in Eukaryota, Viridiplantae, Streptophyta, Magnoliopsida, Caryophyllales, Amaranthaceae. The coding region runs from base 1399 to 3030 and encodes 543 amino acids. Gene Ontology annotation, biological process: leaf development; asymmetric cell division; radial pattern formation. The transcript has a single exon. The record is from RefSeq and is a predicted model, not a curated record. Gene Ontology annotation, molecular function: DNA-binding transcription factor activity; sequence-specific DNA binding. Gene Ontology annotation, cellular component: nucleus.